Messenger RNA from Lingula anatina, 3373 nucleotides. RefSeq names its product trafficking protein particle complex subunit 12. Gene Ontology annotation, cellular component: Golgi apparatus; TRAPP complex. Lineage: Eukaryota; Metazoa; Brachiopoda; Lingulata; Lingulida; Lingulidae. The record is from RefSeq and is a predicted model, not a curated record. Gene Ontology annotation, molecular function: protein binding.
CGGCACAGUGCAAAAGUUGAGGGGAGAAGCCCUUGAUAAAUCAUGUUAUUUUGUUUGGUUCAAACAUUUCUAUAGAUAGUGUGUAGUAGGUAUAAUCAAGUGUUUUUAAUUGGUAAUGGAGGAAGCAGGAGAAGAAUCUGCAUCGGCAGCGAUGGAGCCAGUCAGUGACAACCCAGACAUUCAUGCAGAGCUCCCUGCCAGCACAGAGACGGUCGAGGUUAAUCCAAUGGCUCGCACAUCUAGCACAGAAUCAAGCCACACAACCACUGGAAACUUAGAUAGUGUAGAUCUUCUGUCUCCAGAUGUAGAAGAGGUGGAUAUCCUUGGGUCUGGGGUGGAGGAGGGAGACAACAAUUCAAUGAAAAUGAAAGAAGAAAUGCUUUCAGAGCAAGUUGACCAAGGACUGGACACUGCUAAUGAUGGUCCCUUGUCGGGGAAAUCAGCUCUUGCGCAGAGUAUGGAGGAGCUGUCCUUGGAUCAGUCUGCUGUUGAACCAGAGCCAGAACUGACAGAGGACCAGACUGCAGGGACAGAGAUAUCAGAAAACGACAAAGACUCUGCUCCAUCUCUUGCACAGUACUUUGCUCACUCCCAGGAUAAUUCUGGUGCCGAGUUUUUUGACUCUCUUCCUCCAACAAGUGCUGAUGAUAGCGGGUUCAUUCCAGAUACUUCAGAGAAAACCCAAGUUGAAAAUGGAGGAGAGGAUACUGUAAACACUGGAAAGUUGGAGUCUAGGGUUGGGAAGAGAGAACAAGUCCUUACAGAAAUAGGGGCUUCAAAAGAGGCAACACAUGAGGAGAAGCCUAAAGUAGACCAAGAAAUUCCUGGUGUUCCUUUGCCUGCUGUGCCACAAUCCACAUCAGUUGCUGCCACAACUGCAACAGAAAUAACAGUUGAUACCACAACUACCACAACACCCACAACAACAACAACAACACAGUUCCCUCUACCUACCACACCCCCUUUACCCCAGUUUGAACAGACCACCCCACCACUACCUAUGGCUGCUCCCACUGAUGACAUGUUUUCUGUUGGAAUGGAUAAUGUAGACAGGAGUUAUGAUGCAUGGAUUCCGUCAGAGGCUACAAGACAGGUGCUGAUAGCUAAGGUGACCAGUGCCCCGGGGACAUUCUUCCCCAGUGCAGAGCAGUUGACUUGCCCAGGACUGUUGUAUGAUGACUUGCAGGGUGAUCCAGUGAGGGACCUGGUAUACAGAUAUAUGGGUGAUGUAGAAGCCAGCAAGAGGCAGACUCUCACAGCAGACAGUGUGCCACCUAAUGAUGAGGGUCUCAGACAGCUUAUUAAAGCAGAGUGUCACCGUGCUGCCAUUGACCUGACUGGAAGGAUACUAAGAGAACACGGACAAGGCAUGGGAAGUGCUGGACAGAUUUCUAAUAAUACACCUUGGAGUUUGCAGAUAUGGUUUACACGUAUAGCUUUGAUGAUGAAGUUGAAGAUGUACAGUUUGGUGGAGUCUGAGCUUCAGGCAUUUGGAACCUUGGACAAACCUGAUCUGUACUACAAUUAUUAUCCAGAUGUAUAUAAAGGCAGAAAAGGUUCCAUGGUGCCUUUUGCUUUCCGUAUCAUCCAUGCAGAGGUUCCUCAGUUCCUUGGCAGGACCCAGGAAACCUUAGAUAGGUUGUAUUAUCUACAUGCAGUGACCACUAAGAUUUUAUCAAAUCUUGAGAGUGGACUAGAAGAGGAUGGAAGCAUGGUGGAACUGACCAAUGAAAGUAGACAAGCAUCUAGAGAAUUAUGGGAGAGCAGAGAGAUCCAGUUGCUAUAUGCUAUUGCCAAUUGCUUGCUUGGAAUUAAGGAUUACAUAGCUGCAUUAGAAGCUUACAGAUCCCUGCUAGUGAAGGAUAAGAAGAACAAAGUGGCCUUGCUCACAGGCUUGGGAAGAAUCCAUUUACAGAUGGGAGACAUACCCCAAGCUUCAGCAUACUUUAAACAAGUGGAAGACCAAGUUAGUUCAUCUGAUCCCCAAGGACAAAGUAGAGUACUAAUGAAUAGGGGAUUUAUGGCCCUAGCAGAGAGCAACUUUGAAUUGGGCCAGGACUGCUUUAAACAAGUGUCUGAUAUUGACCCAACCAAUGCUUUGGCUAUCAACAACAUGGCUGUGUGCUCAUUAUACACAGGAAAAUUAAAAGCUGCAAUUGCCAUCUUGGAAAACCUUCUCCAUAAAGACCCCAGCACCACAUUACAGGAGGGUGUUCUCUUCAAUCUUUGCACUCUUUAUGAACUGGAAUCCUCACAGGCUUUGCAAAAGAAACAGGCUUUAUUAGAACUUGUCAGUAAACACAAAGGAAAUGGAUUUAAUAUAGCUUCUCUGAAGAUGUAAACUGUCGUUUUAUAAGGUGCGAGUAUAUCAGUAUGAUGUAAGACUUCUGUGACAAAUAUUAUGGCGUUUAUUGUCUUGACCAAUUAUGUGUUAGUUUCAUUUGGCAUGGAAAGUAUUCCACUUGCAAUAUUACCAUUUCUUUAAAAAUAGUGGCAAUUUUGUGGUGCUAUCAUUUAAAUGAUUUCUUUUUGCUGUUGUAUGGGUCUCUUAAACUUCAUUCAGAUAAUGACAGAGUAAUCUUCAGUUAUCUUGUAAGUUAUGAUGCAUCUGUUUUGUUGUCAUCUUCAAAGCAUUAAAUUGAAGAAAGGCAAAACAAAAGAAAUGAGAUUGAAUGGAACAACAUUUAUUUUUAACUUCAAUAAUACAUAAUGUCUUAAUUAUCAAAUCUUGAAAGUUGGAACUAUGGCAAUGAUUUGUAAGAUAUCACUUAUCAAAGGGUCUGUAAAUUGAGUAAUAAUAUAAAAUGUUGUGCUAAUGUUCCAGUAAUAAGAAACUACCUUUAAGGUAAAUAAUGAAAAUAAAACAAAUUAAAAUCUCAAUUAAAAUGUUGUCUUCUGUAUAAUACUCAUUUGUAGAGUAGAAUGGGGCUGGUUGUGACAGGUGGGUUGUAAUGGACCAGAUCAAUUCUACUACGGCACAAUAGUUAACCGCGAUUAUACAAGAGAGCAUUGCGCGAUCCCAGAGGUCAUUGCGUUGCUCCCUUAGAAGCAUUGUCUGCAAUGAUGGCAGAAUUUUUGUUCAAUGUUAAAGAACUGAAAAGUGCCUAUGAUGAGGCCAGGUAAUUUGAACUUUCGUCUGAAUCGGACGGGGGGAAAAAGAUUUGGAGAAUGCUGCUCAGUUCAGGGAGUGUGCCGAUCAUGACGGGGGCACAGGGGACACUGCUAGUGCGAGAAAGCCCCAGAAACAUAGAGCCGAGGAUGACAAUUUGUAGGAGGGUGAGAACAACGAAGACGAUAAGCCACCACUUAACAAAGGCAGGGCAGAUUUCCUGGAUAACUUGGGAAAAGGCUUAGUUAAUGAUGAACAUUUGGC